UUUCACUCUCUUUAUUUUGUUGUCUUUCUUAUUAAGACUAUUUUGUAGCAGAUGUUAUAAUAUUCCAGCUGCAAAUUUGUUGUGCAAAUUUUAUAUUUCUCAGAAGAAUUUUCCUGUAGAUAUAUACAUAGGAUAGAAAUUAAUAAGUUGUAGCAUAGGUAUAUAAAAAUAUUUGGGGAGUAAUUCUUAGGAAACAAGAAAUUUUUUACUUCCUUUAAUAAGGACAAUUGUUCUUUAGAUACAAUAAAUCCUUUUACUUUUCGCACACAACAAAUUUUACGCACACACAGAAUUUAUUUUGGUUUUAUUAUUAUGUCAUUUUGUUGUCUGCCAAUAUUGGAAUUAUUUUUGUCAAAAAGUAACAUGGCUUCUGGAAGUGGAAAAGAUCAUGUGUGUUUUCCAGAUGUAGAGAGAGCAGAAUGGUUGAACCAAAUAGUGAAGCAGAUGUGGCCGUUUAUCUCAACCAUGGUCAGAGAUAUAUUGAAAAACAAAGUUGAACCAGAAAUUCAAAAGAAGUUGCCAUCAAUAAUUAACUCAUUUACUUUUGAAGAAGUAGAUUUUGGAAAUAGACCUUUAAAGAUUGGUGGUAUAAGGGUAUAUACUGAACAUGUUCGACCAAAUGAGAUUGUCAUGGAUGCAGAAAUAAUUUAUGCUGGUGAUGCAGAUAUCAAAGUUGCUGUUCAUGGAGUUUCAGCAGGAAUUUCUGAUGUCCAGUUACGUGGAACUUUAAGAAUCGAACUGAAUCCGUUGUUGUCAAAAGCACCACUGAUUGGUGCAAUUCGCUUUUACUUCUUGGAAACUCCAGAAUUUAAUUUUGAUUUCACAAACUUGCUUAAUGUUUUGGAUAUACCAGGCUUAAGUGACAUUGUCAAGAAAAUAUUACAAGAGGUUAUCGAGUCGUUUGUUGUACUUCCAAACAGAGUAACAAUACCAAUUGGAAAUGCAGAGGAUUUGGAAUCAUUGAAGUAUCCGCUACCAUUGGGUGCUUUAGAAAUCAAAAUUUUGGAAGCUAUAGAUCUUGUGGCGCAUGAUAAAAAUCUGUUUAAAAAAGAUUCUUCGGAUCCUUAUGUGAUUUGCAAAGUUGGCUCGUUUAACUUUCAAACAGAGUGCGCUGAGAAAACUUUAAAACCGAAAUGGAAAAACACGAAGUGCAUUACAUUCAUUGAUACACUUGUUGGACGCGAAAUGCGGUUAGAAGUGUUCGACAAAGACACGUUGAGAGAUGAUAGUUUGGGACACGCUGAAAUCCUCCUGCCAAAGUUGACUCAUUCGAGUUCAGAAGAUAUGUGGUUACCUCUGAAAGACACGAAGAGUGGUUCACUUCAUAUUGGAACUGGCUGGUUUGAAUUUAGCGAUGAUGCUUCGAAAAUAAAAGAGAACACACGCUCUGCUUUGUUCAUUAAACUGGAGAAUGCAAAAGACUUACCGGCAGUCAAUAUGGAUGAAGACACCAGCAGUACUUUUGUUGAGAUAUCUGUCGGCAAUCAGAAAGCAAGUUCCAAGACGCAACGUAACACGAGGAAUCCAGUAUGGGAAGAGCUUCACUCAUUCUUUUUAACGAACGCAUCUCAUGAAACUAUCAACUUCAAGAUAAGAGAUGCAGACGCUGAGGAACCACUGGGUGUUGUAGAUUUUCAAAUUUCAAAAUUGUUGGAAAGUCCGAAAAUGACAAUAAAUCAGAAAUUUCAACUUGCUAAAUGUUUUACGAAUGCUGACCUCUGCAUGACAUUGGAAUUGAAGGCGUUGGUACCUCCACCCGCAAACGAUAAGUGAUCAUCUCUAAUAGAUGACGUCGAAACGAUGGAUACAAUUAUGGAUGAUUUAAAGGAAAAAUAGUUAUAAUGAACAUUUAUAUUGUAGACACGCCCUUUUUCUAUUGAGUGUUGGGAUAGCUAAAAUUUCUUAAUAUAUUCAUGUUUCGUUUUGUUCUUAAUAAUUAUAUGAUUUUAGUUUGCCUGAGCAACACUGUAUUAUAUAUAUAUAAAUAGAUAGAUAGAUAUAACAUGUAACGGUAUAACGAAUAAAAAAUAAAAAAUAGACGGCUUUUGAUUUAUUAUUUAUUCAAUGAUUAAAAUAUUUUAAACUUCAUAUUAAUAAAUAUAAACUUCGUAUUAACAAUAAAAUUAUUAUCACCAUUAGAGGCCUUUCAAUAUCUUCAUCAGUAGUGCUUUAUUAAGCUCUUCAUCAGUAGUGCUUUAUUAAGCUCUUCAUCAGUAGUGCUUUAUUAAUACGAAGUUUUUUUAAAUAAAUAAUAAAUCAAAAACCGUUUAUUUCUUACUUUUUAUAGAUAUAUAUCUAUAUUAUAAUGCCCGUAUACGUCUGUCCGUCCGUCCGUCUGUCUGUCACGCAAAAUGGUAGCUUAGCUGCGACGGGCGAACCCGUGGAUUUUUCCACGGGCUAACGACUAGUAUAUAUAUAUAUUGAUAGCGACAGAGGAGAGUCAGUAAUUUGCGUUCUAUCACUGGAUAGAAUUUUUAUUUGUAGAUUUGAUAUUGUUUUUAGUUUUUAGUUUUAUUUAUUCAAACCGGCAUGAUUUUUAGGGCGUAUAUAUACCGCGGAUUUUGUAUAUGUGUAGAUUGCAAUAAAUGUAUUUGAAAUGUCUUAUGAAUAA
Hydractinia symbiolongicarpus is the source of this 2611-nucleotide messenger RNA. Its product is annotated as extended synaptotagmin-2-like. Gene Ontology annotation, molecular function: lipid binding. The record is from RefSeq and is a predicted model, not a curated record. The transcript is spliced from 18 exons. Bases 313 to 1773 code for a protein of 486 amino acids. Lineage: Eukaryota; Metazoa; Cnidaria; Hydrozoa; Anthoathecata; Hydractiniidae.